Cyclocybe aegerita is the source of this 654-nucleotide messenger RNA. Lineage: Eukaryota; Fungi; Basidiomycota; Agaricomycetes; Agaricales; Hemipholiotaceae. The record is from the annotation of a GenBank genome assembly.
AUGUCCCAUCCUGCUCCCAUCAAUCUGGAGCCUCUUGGUACCUGGAAACGGAAAGCCACUGAGAAAGUUCUCAAUAAUGGUGAUCCUCUGGCCAUGAAGAGAGCAAAGCCGGCACUUACCACACUCGCCUUGAAGACAGCUUUAACAGCCCAAAAGCCACCCACCACCCAGUCUUAUUCAGCUCGUGUUGAAGACAUCGAAGACAGCACUGACUGUUAUCAUUCAGUUCCACCACAAAAUCCGAACUGCAUACUCGAGGCUGUGGACGGCAGUGAUGAUGACACCAUCAUCAUCGAGGACGACUUCGAAGGUCUUCCUACUCUAGAGGAAGUCAACAAGGACAGUGACGAUGAAGAUGAGGAUGAAGACAAAGCUGAGGAAGCCGAGGAGAGUGAAGAGGCUGAACUUGAGCGACUGAAGAAGGACUGGAGCUCACCAGUCUAUGUCUUCUUCAAGACCACACCCUCCAUCGAGUACAUCAACGAGUGCCGCAUCCAUGUCUUUGAGUGUGCUGCUAAGCACUGCUGUGGUCGUAAUGGCCGCCAUGUUCGACGCUACCUCGACACUGGUGAUGCCAAAUCAAUGAGCAACUUAUGCAAGCAUGCAAAAAUAUGCUGGGGUGAUGAGGCUGUCGCGGCUGCAGACAAGACCUGA